Messenger RNA from Lycium ferocissimum, 2476 nucleotides. RefSeq names its product transcription factor MYB124-like. Gene Ontology annotation, biological process: regulation of DNA-templated transcription. The coding region runs from base 427 to 1812 and encodes 461 amino acids. Gene Ontology annotation, cellular component: nucleus. The record is from RefSeq and is a predicted model, not a curated record. NCBI's taxonomy places the organism in Eukaryota, Viridiplantae, Streptophyta, Magnoliopsida, Solanales, Solanaceae. The transcript is spliced from 12 exons. Gene Ontology annotation, molecular function: DNA-binding transcription factor activity, RNA polymerase II-specific; RNA polymerase II cis-regulatory region sequence-specific DNA binding.
CAUAGAAGAUGACCAUAAAAAUACAAUCUUUAAGGUUCUAUAUACCUUUAGAUCUACGUUAGUAUAACAAAACCCCAUAAACUGUUUGUUUCUUUUUUUUCAUUUUCCCAAAUCUCGAGGUAUUUUUUUUUUUAAUUUUGUGGUCCAAUACAAAUAAAGAAUCCUUAAUUCGGAUUCCAUGGAUGUUGUUUGAACUUUCUUGGGGCAAAAAAAGGGUUAAAAGUUAGAAUCCAAGGCAAAAAUAAAUAAAAUGGCUAUUUCAAGAUUGUAAUUUGCUUCUAAGUUGUGUAAAAGAGAAGUAUUAUACAGUUGUUUUCCCUUUUUGUAAAAUACCCUUUUGUUCUUUUUUAUAUAUAACAUUCACAUAAAAGGGUGUCUUUUUUACUACUAUAGUAUGCAAGUGUUGAGGGAACAAAGAAGUGAAAUAUGAAGAGAAGUGGAAAUAGUUGUGAAGCUGCUAAGCCUAAAGAAAGACAUAUUGUUUCUUGGUCUCAAGAGGAGGAUGAUAUAUUAAGAGAGCAAAUUCGAAUCCAUGGAACAGACAAUUGGACGAUCAUCGCAUCAAAGUUCAAGGAUAAAACAACAAGGCAAUGCAGAAGAAGAUGGUUCACUUAUUUGAACUCUGAUUUCAAGAAAGGAGGGUGGUCACCUGAAGAAGAUAUGCUUUUAUGUGAGGCUCAAAAGAUUUUUGGAAACAGAUGGACUGAAAUUGCCAAGGUGGUUUCAGGCAGAACGGAUAAUGCUGUGAAGAAUCGGUUCACUACGCUGUGCAAAAAGAGAGCAAAGCAUGAAGCUUUGGCUAAAGAAAACAGCAAUUCAUACAUUAACCUAAAUAACAAGAGGGUUAUUUUUCCAGAUGGCCUCGAUAUUGACAACAUAACUGAAGGUGCUGCUAUUAAAAAGCUGAGGACGAGCAACAUUUCAGAUGUCCUUCAAAAUGGUAACAGCAGAGAAAAAUCUGUUGGUGAUAGUGGAAUGACACAUCCAGUACUAAGACAUCCAUUUGCAGUACUAGCUCAAAACUUGCAUAAUGCUGGGACAACUGAAAAUGCAGCUAGCGACAACAAAACUCAAGGAACAUUCCUUAAGAAAGACGAUCCAAAGAUACAUGCUUUGAUGGAACAAGCCAAGCUCCUAAGCUCACUGGCAAUGAAAGUCAAUACAGAGAAUACGGAUCAAAGCCUUGAAAGUGCUUGGAAGAUACUUCAAGAUUUUCUUCAACAGACAAAGGAUGGCGAUACGCUCAAGUUCCAGCUCCCUGAGAUGAAUUUUGAACCUGAUGAUUAUAAGAACCUGAUAGCAGAUUCAAGGAGUAGUAAUGAAGGCAGUCGACCAUCUUGGAGGCAACCUGCUUUAUCUGAAGAUUCUGCUGGAAGCUCUGAGUAUAGUACUGGAUCAACUCUGCUAUCCCAUGCACUCGCUGAUAAAACAGAUGAAAGCCAAACCGAGGUGUGUGCGCAUCAUCAGGAUAUCGAAUCAGAAUUACGAACUUCUCAAACGAGUGAUCAAGCUGGGCUUCAUGAAUUAGAAAAUGGAACCUCCUGCCGUGUAUCCACCACUCGAGAUACUUUGCCAGUUUGUGAUGAAGAAAAAGUGAAUAAUGGACCAGCUACAGCUGAAUGUGAUUUUCUGAAUACAGAUUACAGUUCUCCUCUUCAAGUUACUCCACUCUUCAGAUCUUUAGCUGCAGAAAUUCCCACUCCAAAGUUUUCAGAAAGUGAGAGGCAGUUCCUAUUGAAAACACUCGGAGUGGAGUCCACAAAUCUUUCACAACCUCCUUCGUGCAAAAGAGCCCUCCUCCACAGUCUAUAACCAACUUUACUGAUCAAACCUUACACAGAUUCUGCCGGAAGCAGUAUCACCAUAUCUUUGAUCAACAGUUUUUUCUUAUAUGUAGUCUACUCAAUUUUUGGAGUUCUUUUUGUUUGGAUAGCAGUCUCUAUGACCUAAGUUUUUUUCAAGAGGCCUUGGAAGAUCUGGUCUACAACCUAGAAUGCAACGGAGGCAUUCUAGCUUUUCUCUGGAGAUCUGACAGAUGAUCUGCAUCCUUUUUUGGAGUUUCCAACCUAAUACUCACAGUAUCUAGUGUGGUUUCUUUUAUUGUUUAUCAUUCUUUGGUGUGUAGUUAUGGAACUCGAAUGGGGGUAUUCGAUGGUCCAUAAGUUUUUGGCUUUUGAUUAGCCAGUUGUACAGAACAAAACAUUGUACUUACUAAAUUGGCACCUCGCCAAGGUUUAUAGAGAAUAUUGAUAAGACAGAAAGAAAGAAGAAGAGAAGAAACCAUAGAGAGGUAGGAGGAUCAACAAGGUGAAUUGGCCUCCUACGUCAGUUUCUUUUCAUAUAUUUUGUGUGUAGAAGAUGUUAUAUAAUAAGUUCCUAGGCUGUUCAGAGCUUUUUUUCCGCUUUGCCUGAUCUACAUGUAAUGUAAAACAUACUUUAUUUGAUUGCAGAAUGCGAUAUGGUUCGUGUGUGCAGA